CGCGCACACUCGCAGUGUGGAUUCAAUGAGGGCACCAUUUUAAUAUAUCGUUAUAUGUAGGACAAAAAUAUUAAAUUACUUAACGAAAGCAUCACACAGAGAGCAACCUAAUUGGCACGAUAAGCCCUCAAAGGUCAAAAUAAAUUGAAUUGAGGAAACUUACUGACUCAAGGCGGCCGUCAGCGUCAGGCUGCUGCGGUGUCGGUUCAGGUAGAGAGGCAUCAGGUGGGACAGCCACAGUGCUGGCCGCUGCAGGAGUGCUACAGCUGGCAAACACCGAAACACCAAAUGUUUCCUGUCCCAAAGACUGAGAAGAAGGCGUCGUACUCCAUCCGCUUGGUGGGCAUCCAGUCCUCAAAUACUGAAGGUGCGUCCGUUUAAUGUGGCGAAAAAAAGAGUUAAAAACUCUAAAAUCCUGUUCACAUCCGUCAAUACCACAGUAAACCCAAAAAUCCGAGCUGCGACUGUGACUUUUAUUAAUGUGGCUAAGGAGUACUUUAAGACUUAAAGCAACAAAGACGAAACAUAUCAUACAUCUCCACGCCGCCAUGAUGUACCGUCGUUGUCGCGGGCUAAUGACGCUGAGGUGGAUGGGGAGGGGGGCACUCAUGGAAUAAUUUGUUAUUAUUUUAACAAUACAUUUCUCUAAUUAUAAAUGCGACCCAAUUCAUUGUAUGAUGAUAGAUGUUUUGUUUUACUAAUAUUUUGCUAACAAGUUCAUGUUUACAUUCGAUCAUUUCUGCGCAUCCUCAGUUCCUCCAACGGUCCCACCUCAAUGACGUCAGUGAUCGCGAAUCUCCGCUUGAGUAACUGAAAGAUUUGGGUGCGUCACAUUAGAAGAAGUGCAAGAACAGCGGCUCAAGGUCAGUAAACUGUAUUGAAUUGGUAAAUAUUACUUGCCAAAAUCAUAUUGGUUGUUGUGGUGGUAUUACAAAAUCUGCCAAGAAGCAGAAGAAGAACAUGCGUUGUCCAUAUGUCGGUAUAUGCUUAGCAAGCUAGCUAAUUGUUAGCUAAUGUGCACUUUUACACGCUACCCGCUAGCUAACGAGCUCUGUUUGCCUAUGGGUUUUCCCAGGUAGUUCUACAGUACCGCCUGUUAAUGCUUCAGGGAGCUGAUAAAUCUAGGAUGGAUACCUUUGACGAUGCCACUCUAUCGGUGUUGGAGGUUUAAAAAUACCACGGACCAAGAUGCCAACAAUUGUGCCAUGCCACCAUGCCAGCCUCAAACCUCAGCCCCCAUAUCUGCUGAGAAAAAAAUGAAAAUGAAAAUGCCAGACCCUCCAGAGUAUGUGGUGUACACUGAUUCAGAGUUAGACAUGGUGCAUAGUCAAUACUUUGCACUGCUCUGCAAUGGAAAGGAAAAAAAAUUACACAAUGUCCAAGGAGCUAUGCUGCAGACUUAUAAGGAACACAAUAACCAGUAUGGUUGCUAUCCUGUGUGCUAGUCCCAUGGGGAAAGAAGUCAGAUACCCGUCAAAAUUGGAAAUGAGAGCCAUGUCACAGAAGAUUAUAGACUAUUACCCAAUGUUACGGGAUGAUGAUCCAAACAUGCCAUAUCUGACCAUCUACGCCAAAAUGUACAAAUGACUCCAAAAUAUGAGAUAUCCACCAAAGAGGCAAGGCUCUGUACCACAAUGAGGAGUGGCAAAGACAGCUCUCUUCAGUGCAGACAACCAAGAGACGGAUUGGACAAGCAACUCGAGUGAUAACACCGUACUUCUUGAGAGCAAUGAUGACCUUAGCGAGGACAACUCCAGUGCAGGUGUGCAAAUUGUGGGCAAAAAAUUAAGGGGUGCUAUCAUACAACUUGUUUUUUGUCUAGAAAUUGUCUGAUCAUGUAAUGAAACUAUAGCUGUCCGUAUUUGUUGAGCCAUGGCUAGCCAUGCACUGUGUUUAUCUGCCUGUUUUGCUUGUUAUCAUGCUUUUAAUUGUGUUGCGAUUUUUUUUCAUAAUUUCCCGAAAAAGCAUCCCCAGCACAACGACCCCCCUCUGUGCCAAGAAAGCCAAAGACCAAAACCUCGCUGCUGCCAUCUGCAUCAGCCUCAGGCUCCUCACUCAGGACUGUGAUCGCUUCACCAACCACGCCUGCAAAGGAUGAUGUUGGUAAGCCCACCUCAGCACACCUCUCAGCCUUAUCUAUGAUAAUGUCUUUCAGAGUGGCAAAUCAAGAGUCUAAACUGUUGAAGAUUCAAUUUAAAUUUCCUUAGAUUGUGGAUGUUAAUGGAAACACUUUUUUCAGACAACUCCCAUUGUGCAUAUAAACAACAUAAAAUGAUUGCAUUUACCUUAUUUCGACCAGCAUAAUAAUGCAAUAAAGUUGUGUUUACAUUGAAAUGUCUGCUCUGUUUUUUGCCAUUUCAGUCGCCCAGGACAGUCUGAAGAUGCAGGCUAGGCACUAUAAAACCUUGAGCAACAUGUACAAUAAGCCAAAUGCAAAACCCAAUCAAAGCGAUGUUGCUCAAGUUUUAGACCUUGAGUUUAAGGCCAGACGGGCAUUCAUUGAUGCAGAUGUUACAAGGGAAGAAGACCGACCUGCAAAAAUCUUUGAGGCAUAUCCAUGCUUUAGAGAUGUUCGAAAUGCAAUGGAUGAGCUGCGGCGCAUAGUAGGUGGCACCAACAGCAGAUACAUCGAGGAAGUGAAAGGAAGAUGGGCAGACUUUUGUGCCAAGGUGCAGUUCUAUGGUGUGUGGAAGAAAGCCCUGAAACCCCCUUUUCCAUUGGAUGUCCGUGGAGUGGAGUUCACGCUUGCCAUCUUCAAUGCACUCCCAUCCCUUUUCCCCUCACCAACUUCACCACCAAAGAAGCUUGGAAAUAGCUGUGAGGCACUUCUUCAUGUCCUGAAGUCAGGCGAAGACCCUACCCUGUACCUGGAGAAGCGUCCUCUCUCCUCCCCAGUUCUGCUUUCUGAUGGAUCAACCACCAUCGUGGCUGUGGGUAACGUACCUGUGACCACCCUCCCUCAGGAAGAUUUCUCAGACGGGAUGUUGGUGUUAAUGGCAUAUUACUACACUUUGCACUUAAGAUAUCCGAAAUGUGUUGCAACUCUCCUGUCAGUUAUUCAAACAGAGGUAAUUGGUGACACAAUCCACGAUCAAGAUGCCACUAGUGCUUACAAGAAAGCAAUGGCUGAUUGGAAGUCUUUCAUUGAGAAGUAGCUGAGUAUUUUGUCAUGUCAGUUCUUAUUGUUAGCUGUGCCUACAAUAGUUUGGUGUUGCACAAGCUUAUACAGAACACUGAGUUAUUACCUCAUUGAGGCCUGUAUUACAUAUUAUUGUUAGCUGUGUCAAUAAUUUUUGGUGUUGCACAAGCUUAAAUCACUGAGUUAUUACCUCAUUAAGGCCUGUAUUUCAUAUUAUUGUUAGCUGUGUCAAUAAUUUUUGGUGUUGCACAAGCUUAAAUCACUGAGUUAUUACCUCAUUAAGGCCUGUAUUUCAUACUAUUGUUAGCUGUGUCAAUAAUUUUUGGUGUUGCACAAGCUUAAAUCACUGAGUUAUUACCUCAUUAAGGCCUGUAUUUCAUAUUAUUGUUAGCUGUGUCAAUAAUUUUUGGUGUUGCACAAGCUUAAAUCACUGAGUUAUUACCUCAUUAAGGCCUGUAUUUCAUAUUAUUGUUAGCUGUGUCAAUAAUUUUUGGUGUUGCACAAGCUUAAAUCACUGAGUUAUUACCUCAUUAAGGCCUGUAUUUCAUACUAUUGUUAGCUGUGUCAAUAAUUUUUGGUGUUGCACAAGCUUAAAUCACUGAGUUAUUACCUCAUUAAGGCCUGUAUUUCAUAUUAUUGUUAGCUGUGUCAAUAAUUUUUGGUGUUGCACAAGCUUAAAUCACUGAGUUAUUACCUCAUUAAGGCCUGUAUUUCAUACUAUUGUUAGCUGUGUCAAUAAUUUUUGGUGUUGCACAAGCUUAAAUCACUGAGUUAUUACCUCAUUAAGGCCUGUAUUUCAUAUUAUUGUUAACUGUGCCUACAAUAGUUUGGUGUUGCACAAGCUUACAGAAUACUGAGUUAUUACCUCAUUGAGGCCUGCAUUUAAAAUGGUCAAUGAAAAAUCCAUAACUGAGAGGGCUAAGAAGUGUUUUUGUUUUGUUUUUUGCUCUUUUGCUUUUAAUUGUUUUUUUUUUUUUUAUGGAAAAUUAUUCAAAUGUAUAGCAACCUAUACUUGCUGAUGUUAAAUAAAUGUCUUAUAAGCCAUUCUGGUCUGCACCAUUAUUCUAAAAAUAAGCACAGGCUA
Fundulus heteroclitus (mummichog) is the source of this 4223-nucleotide messenger RNA. RefSeq lists its product as uncharacterized. The record is from RefSeq and is a predicted model, not a curated record. Lineage: Eukaryota; Metazoa; Chordata; Actinopteri; Cyprinodontiformes; Fundulidae. The transcript is spliced from 6 exons. Bases 2334 to 3155 code for a protein of 273 amino acids.